AUGGCUCUGCCUGGGCGCGAGGACGAGCGCCCCUCGCAGUGCGGCCCCCGGAUCCAGCCAGACAAGGAUGAGGCUGAUGAUGGCUGUGUGGGCCAAGUGCUAUUGAACUAUGGCUAUAUGCUGGGCUCCGAAGGGCUGUGUGACACCCGCUGGGACUCCUAUGCCACCACCACGAAGACGGCAUUCUCGCCCAAGGCGGGCACCGUGCCACCUUUAACUCGUCCAAAAAGUACCAGAAGAUUAGGGUACACCUAUUUCCUGAAUGACCCUAUUUUCAAUCAGACCCAUUACAAUGACGAGUUCACUUGGAAAUCGUAUCCUAAAGAUCUGAUCAAAGCCAGGACUUCGAGAACAGUUGGGAGCCACAAGUCUCAUAUCAGUCAAGACCUCCUCCACUGGACACUACCUCCGGGUCACGAGGUGUCACAGAGGAUCUACCUCCUUCGGAAAAGUGCCGCUGCCGUGGACGAGGUCAGGAAGGCCUUGGCGAACCAGUUUAUCUCCCACACGAAGCAGGACUUUGUGGACAGAGCCGAAGCUCAGAAGAUUAAGCAAAGUUCCCAGAUGUUUCCGGAAUGGAAAAAGGUACUUCCGCAUCCCGCAGACACUGAAUUUCGACGGAAUUACCAAGUUCCAGCUAAAAUUCCUGAGUUUCAGGAUUUGGGGUUCAAAUACAGAUGCUCCUCAAGCCUCCCAAUGGCUUCUCAUGGUCCAGUCCCUGGGGAGCCCAUGAAGAAGCAGACUACAUACCAGAACGAUUAUGGCAAAGCCCGCCUGGAUUCUGUAGGAGCUUGA
Pteropus alecto (black flying fox) is the source of this 795-nucleotide messenger RNA. RefSeq names its product testis expressed 26 (gene TEX26). Bases 1 to 795 code for a protein of 264 amino acids. Lineage: Eukaryota; Metazoa; Chordata; Mammalia; Chiroptera; Pteropodidae. The transcript is spliced from 7 exons. Gene Ontology annotation, cellular component: cytoplasm. The record is from RefSeq and is a predicted model, not a curated record.